CUGAGAAUGGCUGGGCUGUACGAGAAGCCGUCGGAGACGUACGCCAAGAAGCGUCCGCGGUACCCCAAGGAGUGGUUCUCCAUGCUGACCGGCCUCACCGCCGGCCACCAGCGCGCUUGGGACGCGGGCUGCGGCAGCGGCCAGGCCGCCAUCAGCAUGGCCGAGCACUAUGAGAGCGUGGUGGCGACGGACGUGAGCGAGCGCCAGCUCCGGAACGCCAUCGCGCACCCCAGGGUGCGGUACGCCCACACCCCGGAGCACCUCUCGGAGGAGGAGCUCGUGGCCCUGGUCGGCGGCGAGGGCUCCCUGGACCUGAUCGUGGUGGCCACCUCCAUCCACUGGUUCGACAUCCCGCUCUUCUACGCCGUGGUGAACCGCGCCCUGAAGAAGCCCGGCGGCGUGCUCGCCGUGUGGGGCUACAACUACGAGAUUCACCCGUUCGAGGACGCGCUGCACGGGCAGCUCUACGCGGCCCUGCGGCCGUACCAGGACCCCCGGACCAGGCUCGCCAUGGAGCGGUACCGGUCCCUGCCGUUCCCGUUCGAGCCCGUCGGGUUCAGGUUCUUGCUGAACGUGGACAUGGAGGUGGAGAUGACGCUGGAGGACCUGGCCGGGUUCGUGAUGACCGGGUCGGUGGUGACCACGGCGAGGGAGAAGGGCGCCGGCGCGGAGAUGGAGGCGGUGGUGAGGGACGUGAUGAAGCGGGUGGAGGGGGAAUGGGGGGACGCGCCCACCGUGCCCAGGAAGCUCGCGUUCAAGGCGUUCAUGCUUGCCGGGAGGCCCAAGUGCUGAACUGAAACUGGUUGCUGAACUGCUCAUCGGUGAUCGGUGAUCGGUGAUCGGUGAUCAGGAAUAAGAAUAAGCGUUUCUUGUCAGUCAGAGUGAGACUGCGAGUGAAAUGUCAGCUACAUCAUCUAGGCAGCCGCUUGAGUAUGUAGCUGGAGCUGCUUUUUUUCUUCUUCUGUCGAAUAAGUCCGAGCAGAUGCUAGUAUGCUACGGCUAAUAACUUUGAGGAUUAUCAAUGAGAUUUUUAUUUGUGUACCAUUAUAAAUUGUUCAAAUGACCUACG
Panicum virgatum (switchgrass) is the source of this 1069-nucleotide messenger RNA. Its product is annotated as putative methyltransferase DDB_G0268948. NCBI's taxonomy places the organism in Eukaryota, Viridiplantae, Streptophyta, Magnoliopsida, Poales, Poaceae. The record is from RefSeq and is a predicted model, not a curated record. The transcript has 2 exons. The coding region runs from base 7 to 792 and encodes 261 amino acids.